UUGCGGCGGCGGUGCGCGCCUUGAUCAGUUGCUCUCGAGUAAAAUGGCCUCGUCCUUCUGGAAAGGUGUUGUUGGUGUAGGCCUUUUCGCCCUGGCACACGCAGCGUUUUCAGCGGCACAGCACCGAUCGUACAUGAGACUGACAGAAAAAGAAAAUGAAACAUUACCUAUAGAUAUAGUGUUACAGACAUUGUUGUCAUUUGUGGUCACGUGUUACGGAAUAGUGCACAUCUCAGGCGAGUUCAAAGACAUGGACGCUUCCUCAGAGCUCAAAAACAAGACAUUUGACACAUUGAGAAAUCACCCAUCUUUCUACAUGUUCAGUCAUCGAGGAAGAGUACUCUUCCGUGCUCCAGAGCAAGAAGCCACUCCAAGCGCCCAGGCCUUGCACUCCAAUCCCCUGCGGUUACGCAAGCUGGAAAAUUUUCACUGAGACUGGCCUUCAGUGAGCUGCCUUGCCUGUUUGGUUUUUUUUGUUGUUUUUUUUUCUUAGAUUUAUUUGUUAGCUCCUCGGUUGGAAUGGGAAAAUAAGCAUAUUUUCCUGUCUUUAGGUAUAUGUGAAUAUGCUGUACAAACAUACAUUUCUUGUGGUUACUAUUAUGUCAAUGGACUGUGCCAACUCCUUUUCCAGCUGAUAUGUUUGUAAAUACUUAUUGCUUCAGAGUCUUAAGUCUGUAGGUUACACCUAUAGCCCUCCAACGGGCUCACAGAAAGGGGGUUUCAUCCUUCAGUUGAACAAAAGGCACAAAUCCUAUCAUGUACAAUGAUGGUUUUUGCCUCAAUUUUGGCUGCGCAGCUGACCCUAACUGCAACAGGUUCUUCCCUUCACCCUUGCGAAUUAAGGUUAAUACUAUGGACCAUACAUUGUGUACAGUACCUGACUACUCAACUGCAAAAUUGAGCGUUAUGCAAAUAAUCUUGAAACUAAUUCAAAUUAUUAAAACAUCUGAACAUGG
Myxocyprinus asiaticus (Chinese sucker) is the source of this 956-nucleotide messenger RNA. RefSeq names its product ER membrane protein complex subunit 5. Gene Ontology annotation, cellular component: early endosome; EMC complex; plasma membrane. The transcript has 4 exons. Bases 44 to 433 code for a protein of 129 amino acids. Lineage: Eukaryota; Metazoa; Chordata; Actinopteri; Cypriniformes; Catostomidae. The record is from RefSeq and is a predicted model, not a curated record.